Molecule: messenger RNA, 2845 nt
Organism: Callorhinus ursinus (northern fur seal)
Lineage: Eukaryota; Metazoa; Chordata; Mammalia; Carnivora; Otariidae
Gene: ZNF624
Product: zinc finger protein 624
Biological process (GO): regulation of transcription by RNA polymerase II
Molecular function (GO): RNA polymerase II cis-regulatory region sequence-specific DNA binding; DNA-binding transcription factor activity, RNA polymerase II-specific
Source: RefSeq, a predicted model, not a curated record
AGCCGGCGCCAUUGCUGGAAGCGUUCCCGCCCUGCUCUGCGAGUGCCCUCAGUUGUCCUCAGUUCGGCAGCCAGAUAUGCCAUUGCAAGACUCCACUCUUGCCAGAGAGGGGAACCCGGAGGAAGAGAUUAUGGCUGCUAUGGUUUUUUCAGUUGGACCUCUGAAUCCAGAAGAUUCCCAGCCCGAUGAAGAACUUCACCUUCAGGCAGAAGAGCCGGAACUGGUAAAGGAUUCCGUGACAUUUAAAGAUGUGGCUAUAGACUUCACAUUAGAAGAGUGGAGGUUGAUGGACCCUUCACAGAGGAACCUACACAAGGAUGUGAUGCUAGAGAAUUAUAGGAAUCUUGUCUCCCUGGGGCUCGCAGUUUCCAAACCAGACAUGAUAUCUCAUUUGGAGGAUGGAAAAGGACCAUGUGUUGUAGAGAGAGAGAUUGCAAGAACUCCCUAUCCAGAGCUGGAGACCAAACCUGCAACCAAGAAUGUAUCAAUCGAGGAUAUUUCUGAAGAUGUAUCACAAGAGACCAUAAUAUAUAAACUCACAGAGAAUGGUCUAUGGAACUCCAGAAUGGGAGGAUUAUGGAAAUGGAAUGAAAGGAUAUUGAGAUUGCAAAAUAGUCAGGAAAAUCAUUUGAACCAAAAAAUAGUUACUCACAAGAAAAUUUCCUCUGGUCAAAGAGGCUUUAGAUUUGGAUCUAUUCUUUUUCCUGAAGCAGGAGUUAUCAGAGAAGAACCCCACAGCAAAUGCCAAACACAUGAAAAUUUCACUGAGAAUUUAGAUUUGAUUACAGAUACACAUAUGGGGAAGAAAAUUUGCAAGGAUACAGAAGGCAGCAAAGCCAUAAGGCCUACUUCAGAACUUACGUUAGGGAAAAAAUACAAUAAUAAAGAAAAGCCCUAUAAAUGUAGUACAUGUGAAAAGUCUUUUCGUUAUAGGUCACUACUCAUUCAACAUCAGAGAACUCACACUAAAGAAAAACCUUAUGAAUGUAAUGAAUGUGGGAAAAUGUUCAGCCAGCCUUCAUAUCUCAGUCAACAUAAAAAAAUUCACACUGGAGAAAAACCCUAUAAAUGUAAUGAAUGUGGAAAGGCCUUCAUUGCUUCUUCAUCCCUUAUGGUACAUCAGAGAAUUCAUACUAAGGAGAAACCUUAUCAAUGCAAUGUCUGUGGAAAAUCUUUUAGCCAGUGUGCUCGCCUUCAUCAACACCAGAGAAUUCAAACCGGAGAGAAACCCUAUAAAUGUAGUGAAUGUGGGAAAGCUUUCAGUGAUAAAUCAAAACUUGCAAGACAUCAGGAAACUCACAAUGGAGAGAAACCCUACAAAUGUAAUGAUUGUGGGAAAGCCUUUAGGAAUAAGUCAUAUCUUAGUGUACAUCAGAAGACCCAUAAUGAAGAGAAACCAUAUAAAUGCAAUGAAUGUGGGAAAUCUUUCAAGAAUACCACAAUUUUUAAUGUCCAUCAGAGAAUUCAUACUGGAGAGAAACCCUUUAGAUGUAAUGAAUGUGGGAAAGCCUACAGAAGUAAUUCAAGCCUUAUUGUACAUAUAAGAACUCAUACUGGGGAAAAACCCUAUGAAUGUAAUGAAUGUGGGAAAGCAUUCAAUCGUAUAGCAAAUUUCACAGAACAUCAAAGAAUUCAUACAGGAGAAAAACCUUAUAAAUGUAAUGAAUGUGGGAAAGCAUUCAUUAAUUAUUCAUGCCUUACUGUACACCACAGAAUGCAUACAGGAGAGAAACCUUAUAAAUGUAAUGAGUGUGGAAAGGCCUUCAUGCGUUCUUCAUCCCUAAUUAUACAUCAGCGAAUUCAUACUGAAGAGAAACCUUAUCUAUGUAAUGAAUGUGGGGAAUCUUUCAGAAUAAAAUCACACUUAACUGUACAUCAGAGGAUUCAUACUGGAGAGAAACCAUAUAAAUGUAAUGAAUGUGAGAGGGCAUUUACCAAAAUGGUAAAUCUCAAAGAGCAUCAGAAAAUUCAUACUGGAGUGAAACCUUAUAAAUGCUAUGAUUGUGAAAAAUCUUUUAGGACUAAGUCAUACCUUAUUGUACAUCAAAGGACACAUACUGGAGAAAAACCAUAUAAGUGUAAUGAUUGUGAGAAAGCUUUCACUAAUACAUCACAACUUACUGUACAUCAAAGAAGGCAUACUGGUGAAAAACCCUAUAAAUGUAAUGAAUGUGGGAAGGUUUUCACAAGUAACUCAGGCUUUAAUACCCAUCAGAGAACGCAUACUGGAGAGAAACCAUUUAAGUGUAAUGACUGUGGGAAAGCAUUUAGCCAGAUGGUACAUGUCACAGAACAUCAGAAAAUCCAUAGUGGAGAGAAACCCUAUAAAUGUGAUGUCUGUGGAAAAGCCUUUAGGAGGGGUUCAUACCUAACAGUGCAUUGGAGAACACAUACUGGAGAAAAACCCUAUACAUGCAAGGAAUGUGGAAAAGGUUGCAUCACUCUAUCACAGCUAACUCUACAUCAGAGAAUUCAUACUGGGGAAAGGCCCUAUAAAUGUGAAGAAUGUGGAAAAGCAUUCAGAACCAACUCAGACUUUACUGUACAUCUGAGGAUGCAUACUGGAGAAAAACCCUAUAAAUGUAAUGAAUGUGGAAAAGCCUUUAGGAGUAGCUCAAGCCUUACUGUACAUCAAAGAAUACAUCAAAGAGAAACUCAACUAAUAUAAAGAUUAAUAAAUCAUCCAGAUGCCAACUCCACAAGAAGAAUCAUAAACCGUGUCUUUUAUGAAUGUGGGAAAACUUCCAGGAGCAAUUUAUCAGAAAAUACGCACCUAAGAGAUACUUUAGAGGGGGCGCCUGGGUGGCUCAGUCGGUUAAGCAUCUACCUUCAGCUCAGGUCAUGA